GUUGACGUUAAACCCGCUUAGUGUAAAGCAAGACUAAAUAAAAUUGCAUUCGUAUAUAUACGCGGGAGUUGUACGCUCCUUAGUAAUUCCAUUUACGUCGUUCAUAAUGAAUAAGCUAGUGUUUUUCCUCACUUUGUUCCUCUUGCAAGUGUACUGCGAUGCGCGCGAAGGUGCGAAUGUAAUGUGUUUACAAGAACUCAAAACUGGAAUGUGCUUCGGAUAUUUUCCUAGAUAUGGGUACGAUCCUUCUAUAAAACAGUGCAAGAAGUUUGUCUACGGUGGUUGUCAUGGCAACCAGAACAACUUCGCGACAUUAGAAGAAUGCGAAAAGACUUGCACAGGACUCAAUUAAAACAUUACAAUAAAAACGAUGACAAUAAUUGUUCUAAAAUAACGCUUUAAAAUUAAGCGUCUUUUACAACUUCUAUGCUUGAAACACUACACUAGUAUAAAACAGUGAUGUUGCUGAAGCAACAAUUAGUAAGCUCCCAUGCAAUUGUGUCGCGUUCCGGGAUCAGCUUGUGUAUAUCGGGUUCCAAAAGUCGGCAUAGUUGUGUCGACUGUUCAGGAGUAAUCAUUUCUCGUUUAUCAACAUUCUAUUGAACCCUACUUUACAUACCAUCUGGUGCACUUUGCACGUAUAAAAAACAAUUUCUCGUAGUGUUUCUCGACAAUAAAUUGACGGCAUUCGUGCUACAUCUACCUUUUAUGACAAUUAAAUUAAUUGGAUAUGUUUG
Molecule: messenger RNA, 737 nt
Organism: Manduca sexta (tobacco hornworm)
Lineage: Eukaryota; Metazoa; Arthropoda; Insecta; Lepidoptera; Sphingidae
Product: trypsin inhibitor
Exons: 3
Coding region: 107-352 (81 amino acids)
Molecular function (GO): serine-type endopeptidase inhibitor activity
Source: RefSeq, a predicted model, not a curated record